GCAGGGCUGGGGGAGAGACCCAGCUCCAAAUCUCGGUGGCGGAGGGCCCCCAGCCCUGAAUAUUCCUGGAGCCCAGGCGCCCCGAGAGAACAUAACUCGCAAACGCGACCCGCAGAAUCCUACGGCUCAUAAGGGCAGGGAGAAGGGCAGUGGCUUCAGCAGCUGUACUGAGCAUGCUCAGUACGCAGCAAGUCGCACAUUACUAAGCCCAGCAGACUUCUCCACUACACCGGACGUGACGGCUGGCGGUGGUGGUCCGGGAUGAGCCGCGCGAUCCUGUGGGGCUGGCGGCCGCGCCCGCUCUCCUGUCUCGUCUGUCCAGUGCGACGUCUCAGUCGGCAACCGGGGCCCGAGGAUGUAGCGGAGUCUGAGAGCUCUAGGCCCAUCCCCUUCUCCACCAGCAAAGCCAGCCCACGGGUCUGGUCUGUGGACAGGUCCAUGGGAAGUGACUAUCGGAGACCCUGGGUGAAAGUGCUGCCGGUCAGCCUGCUAGGGAUAGGGCUGCUGCUCUGGUGCGUUUUUAGGGAGGAGGCAGAAGUCGACGAGCGACUGGGAGCCGUUUUCCAUGCGCAGGUGCCAGGCUUGUUAGAUGAGACCCCAGAAAACAAAAUGCUGCCACCAUCCCAACAAGAAAAAUGAUGACCUGAGGGAAGGUAGCUGUAAUAGCAGGCCCCCUAGGAAACUGCUGGUAUUCCAGGUGAUCUGAUGCUGCAUUGACUUGCCUGGAAACUCUUGUUUUCCCCACCCAUCACUGUCUUUAUUCUGCAAGCCUGAUUCCUCGCCAUCACUGGUAAUUCUUACUAAUCCUCAUAUAACUCAUGGCAACAGAGUUAAUCAAGUGGA
Molecule: messenger RNA, 843 nt
Organism: Terrapene triunguis (Three-toed box turtle)
Lineage: Eukaryota; Metazoa; Chordata; Testudines; Emydidae
Gene: CUNH16orf91
Product: chromosome unknown C16orf91 homolog
Exons: 2
Coding region: 262-639 (125 amino acids)
Source: RefSeq, a predicted model, not a curated record